CAGAAGCCCACGCGCCCCACCGGUUUUCCCAUAGUUCAUUACUUCUGUUUCUUUCUUCCGUUACUUUAGCUUGUCCAAGAUGUCGUUAAUGGAUGGCGCAUUGAACGUGUUCGGCACGAGAACAACUGGCGAGUCCGUUCGUUCUCAAAAUGGUGAGCUAUUUUGUUGUUGCAGUUUAUGCUAUUUGUGUGCUUAUCGGUCUUGGAGGGCGCUUUGCAGGCGGGAUUUAUGGUUACUUAGAACUCCGCACCACGUGCUGAAAAAUAAGAUGCAUCGUUUCGCAUCUUCCUUUUUCUUGCAAGAUAUCGAACGGUAACGUUAAUCAACUAAGUAUAAUUUGUUCACAUUCAUAUAAAAUGCAGGACCCUGGUGAUUUCAGUUGUCUAAUAAAUAAAUCUUACAUUACUAAUUCGUGCUAACAAGGCUUGGUACCGCUAACGUUGGCUAACUCAUACGCAUCUGUCGUUAGGGAGUGUCGCUAAAUAACUUGCUAACGUAGCUAGCUAGCUAGCUAUCACUGUGUUAAAAGUUGUUUAUGCUUGAAUGGAAGUGCUUGCCCCCAAUCAAAGUUAAGCCUCAAUCAGUUAACUUUUCAUGUAUUUUCAAUAGCAGCAUGGUUGUGCAAAAACACUAAGCGUUUCCCGUUUUAGUACCGUUCAUUCAUCCAUCCCCGAAUGAACGGCUAUGCUAAUGGGAAAGAGAGAACAAUGUCAUCGUCUGAAGGAGGGGCUGGCGUUGUCCACCCCUCCUAAUAGAACUGACAGAACAAUUUAUUUUACUUUGAACAGUUUCUGAAUUAUUGUUUCUGGAUUGGUUAACUUCGACAUGUUGAUAGUUACAGUACUUGCAAUAGCUAGCUAAUACUGUAGUUUAGAUGUCCCUGUUUGUAACAUAAUUGGCGGCACCACAGGUCCUAGAGUCAGUGUGGUGUGGCGAAAAAAACAUUCUGGGGCCUGUCGUUUUUCCUUAUUCGGUAACCUUACCAGGUAAAACUCCGGACCUUAUAUGGUGUGACGUGAUUAAUCUGUUGUAAAAAGGUUUAAUAUGGGCUAUGAUGGGACCAGAGUUUUUUUUAUCUCCUGGCUUUAGGGAGGAUGAAAACCUUGUCAAAUUGCAGCAACCUUGUACUUUCUCAUGAAUAAUAUUUAAAAGAAGGACUAUGAAGGUUUCCUAUACAGACACAGAAAGCAACAUGAUUGGACAAUAAAACUCACAGGGCUGAGCUUGCUUUAUGCAGGUUUGCAUUGUGUAGGCCUAAUUUAAAAAUGAACUGUCAGUUAUUGUGUUUAUUGAACAAUUCCAGUUAAUCAUUUUUGAUUGAAAAAGUCUAGGUAGUAAGCCCAAGUUUGAAUAUAAACCAAAUUUGAUCCCAUUCACAUUUUCUCACAAACGAAUGGGCUAUAAAUACACAAUGUUACUGCAUAAUUUAUCCUGGCCAGAGGGACAGUGCAUGCAUGGUAGGCUAGACUACAGCUGCUGUUAGUAGCUUACAGUUGAUCAGACUGAAAAAUAGUAUUGUUUCCAUGUAAUGUCAGAUUGCUAAUGUUUAGGAGUAUAGGCUGCUACAUUAUGUAAGAGUUUUUGCUUGUCUGUCUGGAGUGAUAUCACUCUUGCUAAAUAAAUACAGGAGGAAAGUGGGGAGCGCACUUUGUGCGUUGUCUGGCCCGGACGACCUGUGAUUAUCCAGUGAAUCUGAUUGGUGAAGACGAGCAAAGAGUCUGCAGCAGCACUCUGGUGUGAAGACAAGAGAAAUUCUGCUUGAGUUACAAAUCAUGAGGCAAAUCAGUAUAAAAAAUAGACUUUAACCCUAGGCUUGGGCAGUAUACUGUAUAUACCAUUUACCUGGGUAUUUGGAAAAAGCCAAUGGAUGGUUUUUCAAUACCGUUGAAACUAUUUAUUUGAAGUUAAAUUUAUAAAGAAUAAAAUAUUUGUAGUGGGUUUUUAAGUAAAUACCUGCAGUCAACUUGUGCAGUAUGUUAGAACUGUGGUGCACUAGGGGUCAGCAGGGGGGUCGUGGGGGUCCCAUCCCCCUUUCCUUAAUUUUUUAUUAAAGGAACUCAGUCCGGCUUUAAACUUACUCUUGAAAGUUGUAAUAGUAGAAUGCAUGAGGUGCAAUUUCGAAAUUGGGUAGUGCAUCAUCAGUUCCUCUUGUCAUGUUCAUUGCAUACCUUAGAGCUAUUUAUAACUUGUCAUAAAUGUCCAGAUCAACUAGUCAAUGUCGGCUGUUUUUUUUAAAGGUUUUUAGCCCAUAGAUAUUGUUGUAAUUUGUUUUGUCACCCAAAUAUCACAAAUACACGUUAGACAUGGAAACAUUUAUAGAAUUGCAAGAAAAUUAACUUUAAUUCUGCAACAUUUUCUUUGCACCCCAUGACAAAAUGAAAUAAGCUUUAAAACUGCAAAAUUGUCUCCACCAACAAGAUGGGUGUGAACUUUCUCCUGAACAGUGAUUGUGCCCAUAAAAAAAAUUAGGAGUGGCGCGUGCGGUAUGUUCCCCAAUGCUGGAAGAGGGGCGCGAGUUAAAAUUUUUUGGGAACCCCUGCGUUAGGAGAUUCAGAACAUUGCGUUCUUCAUUUCACCUGUCACAUUAUUAUGAAGCUUAUGGUAGUCCCCAGUCAUGUCACGUGGUGUUUGUUAACAAGCACACAACAAUGAGACAGGAGCCUUGAGUCACUCACUGUUGUGCAUCAUGUGCCAGGUGAUUUUAAUUAAAGUAUGGAAUUCACAACUAGAUGUUUACCAGCUAGGUAUCUCAUAGCUAUUAAGUUAACUGUCUAAAAUGUGCUAAAUGCUCUGCGGUUGUGCAUUUUUGGUUUGCUAAUUUACUAGCUAAUUAGCUAUCUAGCUAAGUGGUUAGCUUCUUCCAAAAUCAAGCAGUUGCUUGGUAACAGCAAAGUCUAGAAUCCCCUCCUAGUUCAAGAGCCUUGCUGGCUAAUAUUUGUUUUGUGCGUGCAGCAAACUGUGAGUAGCAUAUUUUUUUUUUGUUGUUGUAAUGUUGAGUUUCUCCGGUAUCAAGUAAUUCAGGGUGCAAGAGAAGAGUUAAACACUUUAGAUGGAGAGUUGGUACAAAGUAUUUAAUAUUACAGUACCGGAUUCACAUGACAAGCGGGACGUGAGUAGCCUAUUGUCAUUUGAAUGACUUACAUACAAAACCUCUCAGUUUAUAUAAUGCUUUCCGAGCUAAUUCUAUCCAACAGUUGCCAACCAUUAUUGAGUGUCACUCCUCACCUACAAUAGCAUCACCCUAUAUGGUAUCGUGUUGCACCCUAGUCAGUAUAUUCCAUCACGUACUCCUAAGAUUAGCACCAGUGGCCCCAAGCUAUCUUGGCACGCAUACCUUCUGGCACCCACCUUGACAGAAAUAAAUACAUGGGAUGUCCUCAUCCUUCAAAUCCUUAUGCAGCUCACAAUAUCAAACAUGAACUAAUCCUGUUUAAAAGACGUAAUAUCAAUAGUUUAGAUCAGAAACUGUACAAAAUGUUUGCAAUGCGCUCGUUCGCAUUUAGUUAGCAUUCUCUAUAGGAUUUUACAUGUACUUGUUAGCAUUGCUAACCUUUGGAGUACAGAGUCAGUGAGGUUUGAAAACAGCUCCCCUUGUGUUCAGUGCCAGUAGUACCGAAUAUUCCAGUAUGGCACAAGGUUGGUAUGACAUUCUGGAUACCGCCCAAACCUACUUUGCCACUCUUUUAAUACUUUGCAUUGAUAUAUUUUUAUUAAACACGUUUUCCGGCGGCCCUAGUGGCAAGGGAAUCUGCUUUGAUUGUGUUCCUGUGUCUCUUCUGCAGUCAUUGCCGCAUCAUCCAUUGCCAACAUAGUCAAGAGCUCCCUUGGCCCUGUUGGGCUGGACAAAAUGUUGGUGGAUGACAUCGGGGUAAGUACUUGUGCCUGAUUUAUUGUCACUGUCCUUAGUCUGUGUUAGUGUAUGGCCCAUGUACCAUUCAGAUUAUUGACGGAAGAAGUGCUUACUAACGCGCUGUCAUGUUUAGGACGUGACCAUCACCAACGAUGGGGCUACCAUCCUGAAGCUGCUGGAGGUGGAGCACCCUGCAGCCAAGGUGUUGUGUGAACUGGCUGAGCUGCAGGACAAGGAGGUCGGGGAUGGGACCACCUCGGUGGUGAGUAUAGGGCUGUGGCGGUCAUGACAUUUUGUCAACCUGUGAUUGUCAAGCAAAUAACUGCCGGUCUCACUGUAAUUUACCAUUAAUUCAUAUGAACACAUUUAGCAUCUUCUGGCUUCGACUCAUAGUCUACAAGCCACUGGUGCAGACUUUUUGAACAUCUACAUUUGAAAAAGUCUAAUAAAUCCAUUAUUUAUUUUUAGACCAGUCUAAAGAAACAUUAGACCAGUCUAAAGAACAGAAUAGCAUAUUCUGAGUUGUCGUUAUGUAAGGCCCUGAUCUGGCUAUGACAUAUGGCUGUGGGCUAUGCUAAUUAAUUUAGCAGACAAGAUUUGCUUAGAAUUCCGUGGCAUUAUUUUAUAGUAUGAAGAAUGCAAUUGAACAUAGAAAGGAUGUUUUCUCCAUACGAUUUCUGAGGGAGUGCGCACAUGCGGCUAUUCUGUGUUGAGCGGUUAACAAAUUAACAGGUCCUCCUAUAUGCUUAAUUUAGUUUUUUUUUUAUGAAACUUUAGUUGUGAUGCAAACGUUGGGCUGUAUGUUUUGAUAUUUAAUACAUUCUAAGGCUGCAUGAUGCAACUCCUAAUGAUUUGAAAAAAGUUGCUUGAAAGGCAUGAGCUUUGCUUUGUUUCUUGCGCAGGCUGCACACACGGCAUCAGUCUCUCAUUCACAAUUUGACAAGCACUUGAUAAUGCCUUGAAUUUCUGGGCGGCAUCCCCCUAGUGUGGCCGUAAUGCCCCCUAAAAAAAAUCCAUUCCUUUUGUGGCCGUUGUGCCCUUGGGCUGAAUAUAAUAAUUAUAAUUCCCUUCUCCCGGCUGCGUGUUCCAAAGCACCUCUCACUCACAUGGCUCUCAGAUAUCUCAAUUAUUAUUAUUAGCAGCCAAUGCCCGUAAGGUGAUAGAUGCCUGUGAGAAGGACUCGAUCUCAGCUACGAAGUAGGCUACAAGUGAAGACCGACACAUCGGGGACGCAACUGCGCACGUCCUUAUCGAAUUCCGAGUCGCACUUUAAAAGAUGUUAGAACUGUCCCCAUUUGACUUUUCUUCAGCCAACAAGCUGAGUAGGUCUAACGAACAGCAAAAGCACUAGCCUAUGUCAAUCUACUAUCCCCCAUAGUACAAAAAUUGACCUAUUCUAUUGGUCAACUUGUCCUUCUGUGCGAGAAAGUAAUAAUCCAAACAUAGUCUGGGACAGUUGUGGGAUACUAUAGAUCCCAAAUGAAUACAACCACUCGCAUCAAAAAACCUUUUAAAAGCAGUGAGGCUGAUGCAACAGAUAAGAACACUUAGCUUAAAAUGUUGAUCAAUUAUUAGGCUAUUUAUUCACAUUCUAAGCACAGCAAGGCGCACAUGACAGUAGGCUAUAAGCGUAAAUGUUCCAAAAUGCAAUCAAUUAGUGGGAGAACACAAUUCUCAAAAGUGACCACAUGCGAUUAUGCAUGUAAUGCUUUAUUAUAAAGGUGCAUUUUUAUGGUGAAAAUGUAUUUACCCAAAGUUGAAACUCGCAAGCCGCCUAUAUAUGCCAGUUAGACUCUACACCGGUUGUAAAGCGGAUUAAUGUGCUUAAUUUUAAGAAGUUAUUUGGCCACUGAAGUUGUGAUACAAACCUUAUCAAAACAUAUAGGCCUAUAGGCUAGGCUACAUGAGGUGUGGGACUAUGAUUUGAAAAAGUCACAACUUUUUGGUGGUAAUACGUUCACCGUAACAGCCCUAGGUGAUUACUACCAACAGCUGCUCAGGUCAAGGGAAAGGAGCUAUGGCCACUGACAAUGUUACAGCUUCUGAAUUAGUCCUAGCUGAAAGACCACCUACAAAAUGUUAGAUUUCAAUUUCCUCAAUGCAAGACGAUCAAGCAAUCAUCAUUAGGUAAAGGUUGGACUGAACCUGCUUAUUCACACUAGUGGUUCAAAUGACCUGGUUCCUGGUAUUAGUGCACAUUAGCCUAUCUUCCUCCUCCACAGAUGUUCGGCUAUGCUAGCAGGAUAGAGAGACUGCCCGUCAUUGUCUAAAGGGGUUGGACAGCCUCCAUAUGAAAUGACUGCUUUUUUAUAACAAAAUAUUUGGGUGUCUUUUUCAUAAAUCAUCUUCCCUGGCUUGUUCAUAACUUUCUUUCCUUUUGUUGUUUUAUAGGUGAUCAUUGCAGCAGAGUUGCUGAAGAGCGCAGAUGAACUGGUGAAGCAGAAGAUCCACCCCACGUCAGUCAUCAGUGGAUACCGUCUGGCCUGCAAGUAAGAAUCUAAAUCUGUCCGUUUUCCCCAAUGUUAUGAACAUGACAUUUAUGGAUGGUCAGCCUUUUGAGAUCAUUUUUCCCUCCACACUCCUGGUUUAGAAGUACAGGGUUGUUUGCCUUUGUGUUGCCUGUCUCCAGAGUGAAUGAGGUGGCAAUCAAGGCAUACAGUGCAUUUGGAAAUAUUCAGACCCCUUUUGUUACAUUACAGCCAUAUUCUAAAAUUGAUUAAAUAAAAAUGUUCCUCAUCAAUAUACACAAUACUCAAUGACAAAGCGAAAACAUGUUUUUAGAUACUUGUUUGUGCUAAUUUAUAAAUAAUAAAAACAGGGAUACCUUAUUUCCAUAAGUAUUCAGACCCUUUGCUAUGAGACUUGAAAUUGAGCUCAGGUGCAUCCUGUUUCCAUUGAUCAUCCUUGAGAUGUUUCUACAACUUGAUUGGAGUCCACCUGUGGUAAAUUCAAUUGAUUGGACAUGAUUUGGAAAGGCACACACCUGUCUGUAUAAGGUCCCACAGUUGACAGUACAUGUCAGAUCAAAAACCAAGCCAUGAGUUCGAAGGAAUUGUCCGUAGGAAAGGACUGACCAUGAGAAACAAGAUUCUCUGGUCUGAUGAAACCAAGAUUGAACUCUUUGGCCUGAAUGUCAAGUCUGGAGGAAACCAGGAACCGUCCCUACGGUGAAGCAUGGUGGUGGUGGCAGCAUCAUGCUGUGGGGAUGUUAUUCGGGGACUGGGAGAGUAGUCAGGAUCGAGGGAAAGAUGAACGGCGCAAAGUACAGAGAUCCUUGAUGAAAGCCUGCUCCAGAGCGCUCAGGACCCCUGACUGGGGUGAAUGUUCACCUUCCAACAGGACAACAACCCUAAGCACACAGCCAACACAGGAGUGGCUUUGGGAAGUCUCUGAAUGUCCUUGAGUGGCCCAGCCAGAGCCCGGACUUGAACCCGAUCGAACAUCUCUGGAGACAACUGAAAAUAGCUGUGCUGCGACGCUCUCUAUCCAACCUGACAAUUUGAGAGGAUCUGCAGAGGAAAAAUGGGAGAAACUCCACAAAUACAGGUGUGCCAAGCUUGUAGCGUCAUACCCAAGAAGACUCUUCUAUAAUCGUUGCCAAAAGGUGCUUCAACAAAGUACUGAGUAAAGUGUCUGAAUACUUUAUGUAAAUGUAAUAUUUCAAUGUUUUAUUUUAAAUAAUUAGCAAAACAUUCUACCCCUGUUUUUGCUUUGUCAUUAUGGGGUAUUGUGUGUAGAUUGGGCAAAUAACUUUAAUCCAUUUUAGAAUAAGGCUGUAACGUAACAAUGUGAGGUCAAGCGGUCUGAAUACUUUCCGAAUGCACUGUGUAUACAUCUCUCUUGUGGUUGUCUUUGGAAGGAGUCACCACUGAUUCCUUUCAGUGAGAACAUUUGCAAGAACACACAACUGUAGCUAGCAAUUUAUAGAACUAAUGUGAAAACAAAUUGGGAUUUAAUUAGAGCUGUGUUUCUGUGAAUGUAGGAGAAUUUGUUGGCAUUAAUAACGUUAACUGAUCUGUGUUAAUUCAUAAAGCAACCAGUUGGGGGAGUGAAUGUUUAUUUACGAUCUGACUUGUCUGUCAGCUUUGAUUGUAUUUUGAGUGGAUGUUUUUGUAUAUGAAGAAAAAGCACAAAUGCUGUGUCUUUGGCUAGAGGGGAAUCUUCUGCUGGUUCUCCACAGCAAGGCCGAACCAGGCUGAACUGUGAAAUCCCUCAUUCUGUAACACAGAGCUCCUAACAGAUCUUUCCCACCAGGGAGGCAGUGCGCUACAUCAAUGAGAACCUGACCAUUGCAACAGACGACCUGGGCAGGGAGUGUCUGGUCAACGCAGCCAAGACCUCCAUGUCCUCCAAGAUCAUCGGAGUGUAUCCUUUCUUCCUGCUAACUGACUAGCCUGAAACCUCUCCUUCCAAUGCAUAUCGAUCUGUGAUUUUGCUAUAAAGGAUCACACAACAAGUAAGAAAGGUAUUCUCCUGGUAGCUUUGGUUGAGUUUCUGCUCGAUCCGCAGACGUUGCACAAUAGUUGCGUGCCAUGUAAUCUACUGUAUAGUCGGGCAUCAGAUUGUUCUAUCAUGUGGUUAGCUGAUCUGUUAAAUACCUAUCCAGGUGUUGUAAGGUCUGGCAUGCGUCUGCAAUGUAGUUGGGCAGGAACACGACCAAAAGCUGUGAAAUACUACUUCUGUCCCAUAGAAAAGCUUGAAUCCUUGACCUGUGAUCCUUCAGUGACGCAAACUUCUUUGCCAACAUGGUGGUGGAUGCUACUCUGGCAGUGAAGUUUGUGGAUCAGAAGGGUGUGGCGAGGUACCCCAUCAACUCGGUCAAUGUGCUUAAAGCCCACGGACGCAGCCAGAAGGAGAGCUAUCUGGUCAACGGAUACGCACUCAACUGCACCGUAGGGUCUCAAGGUACGUUUGUGUAAGCAGCUGCCGACAUUUCUGAAUUUUUAUGCAACAGACAUCCAUGAAUGCGUCGCUAUAAUAUAUAAAUAUUUCCGACGCUAUAUAAUGUAUUGUUCAGUAGAUCUACAAUGUAAUGUGUUUUUCCUGAUUUAUGUUACAUAUGCUAUCACAUUGCUGGGUGGGUGGGAGUAAAAAAUAUAUAUAUUGUAUGAAAAAAUAACUAAAUAUGAAGAUGGAGUAAUUGCGUGGGAUAGGUUUACCUUGACCAUGGAUAAGUGUCGGUCUUGUCUAGUGGUGUGAUUACUGGGUCUGGUCCCCUUGUAGGAAUGGUGAAGCGUUUGGUCAACGCCAAGGUGGCCUGUCUGGACUUCAGCCUGCAGAAGACCAAGAUGAAGAUGGGAGUCCAGGUCCUCAUAAAUGACCCUGAGAAACUAGACCAGAUCAGACAGAGGUGUGUUGGACUCUGGCACUAGUGCGCGCACAUCACACCACAGUGUCUGAGGCUAUUUGUAUGAGACCUACUGUUUAAGAUAGCCUUGCCACAUGCAUGACAAUGUAAGACUAUGCCCAUUUUAAAUUUGCUGCUAUACUUGCUCAGUGGUGUAAGCAGUGAUACGCGUGGGAGAAAGCAUGCUGGCCCAGAGUUAAGGCUACAGCUCUUCCCUGAGCUGUAAAACAACUCCUAUUGGCUGGACAAGUUAUUUUCAUAGACUAAUUUGUUCAUGCACUCUGUGGCAUCUUGGGCGGCGCUCAAUUGGCCCAGUGUCAUUCGGGUUAGGGGAGGCCAGGGUAGGCCAUCAUUGUAAAUAAUAUGUUUUUUCUUAACUGGCUUGCCUAGUUAAAUAAAUAGUCUUCAUCACAGCUUGAGACACAUUUACACAGGGUUUGUACAACAAGACCCACACACAGGGCUAUGGGGGUCAUGACAUUUUGUCAGCCCGUGAUUGCCAUGCAAUUAACUUACGGUCUCACGCUAAUUAACAAACACGUUAAGCAUCUCCUGGCUUCUACUCAUAGCCUACAAGCCACUGAUGCAGACCUUUGCAACAUCUACAUUUUAUAAGUUUAAUAAAUCAAUUUUAAUAUAGCCUACACAAUCACAAUAAAUCCAUUAUUUUAGACCAGUCUAAAGAAACAUAUGGGAUAUUUUUUUGUGUGCCUAUUUCAGAAGAAUAGCAUAUUCUGAGUUAUGUUAGGCCCUGAUCUGGCUGUGCCAUAUGGCUGUGGGCUAUGCUAGUUAAUUUAGCAGACAAGAAUUGCUUAGAAUUCCGUGGCAUUAUUUUUAUAGUGAGGAUUACAAUCCAAUUGAACAUAGCUGAAUAAAAUAGGAAGUAUAUUUUCCCCAAACAAUUUCCAAGGGAGUGAGCUUAUUCGGCUUUUGUGUUGAGUGGUUAACAAAGAAACGGGUCCUCCUAUAUGCUUAAUUUAGUUUAUUUAUCCAACUUUAGUUGUGAUCCAAACGUUAGCCGAUAUGUUUAGAUUGUUUAUACAUGCUAAGGCUGCGAUGAUGCGACUAAUGAAAAAAGUUGCAUGAGUCCUGAUCUGGUCUUGUGUAGGCUGCACACAUUUCAUCACUGUCAUUCACAAUUUGAUUUGACAAGCACUUGGAAAUAUUCUCACCCAUCAGACUAUUCUCAAUUUAUUCUGGUCUUUGCAUAUAGCCUACUAAUGUGUGAAAUUAUUUUUGAUUUAGAAUGGCCUACAAAAAGUAAUCCGUAGCUAAUGGCAAAUGGAGAUUACUUGCGGUUACGUUAAUAUGCAAGCAUAGGCGGCGUGUCCAUAAGGCUAGGGGAAGCUUCCCCUAAAGUAAAUUGAAUGAAAUUGCCAAAAUUAUACAGCCUAAUUAGUCUAUUCCCGUCUAUACAGAAACAAAUAAAAUCAUUUAAAAUAGGCUGCUAAAGCAUGGUUUGGCCACAGGAUCAUGUAGCUUUUUAAUAAAAAAAUGUGUUGUUGUUUCAAAUCCCAUUGCCUACAGUCGGAAGGAAAGGCAGCCCCACAAUUUGGGCAGAUUAUUGUUGAGUUGCGACAGUCUGUAAAAAGUAGAGGCCCAGCCAGGCAUAUCGCAAUAUUUCAAAAUACAAUUGGUGUUAAACACAGUUUGGAAAGCCAAUGGUUAUUUUUGUAAAGGGAAGACAAUGAAAAUACUAAUCUGUUUUAGUUAUCUAAAUUCUAAACUUAAUUGAGGGAACAACAGUAUAGCCUAUCUUAUUGGCACCAGCGGAGAGCAUCCACAAUAUCCCCGGUGAUUUUGCACUGUGCGUAUAUUUACUAUUCAUCAUUGUUGGGUUCAGUUCUACUUAAGUUUGUUUUUGGACAAUUUCCUCCUCCAGUUUAGAUGUACGUCAUAUUCCAUUUGUCUCCCCUUCUCGUAGGCCUAUUAUAUGGACAACGUCAUUUGUUUUUAUUGAUCUGUUUGUCAGUGUUAGCAGAGUAAGCUACCCUGUCAUUUGUCUUAUUCAAAAAUAUUCUGCAGUCAUAUAAAGUGUAGUAGAAUUGCAUGAAAUGUGUUUAUAAAAGGCCACAUUUUUCCCAUGCAAAGAAAGAAGAAACUAAUCUGAUAUAGCCUAGGCCUGCUAUAUGCGCUCAGCCAUACGUUGAACGGUAUUUUUCACAAACAGUGAUUAAGUUAUAUUAUUAGCCUAAAUUAUGACUAUCCAAUCUACUCAUCACAUUACAAAUAGGCUAUUUUACAUAGUCUGCAAAUUUGCUUCCCCAAACUUGAAACUUGUAUGACCAGUAGGCUACAACGGUUGUAAAGUUGAUUUAAUGUGCUUCAUUUUAAGAAUUGAGCAAUAAAUGUAGCAGCACAAGAAAGCUGGGAUCCUCUUUUAAAUGGUGGCCAGUCAAAACUCUGUUUUCACACAUGAUUGUGCAAUGACUGGGCUUAUAAGAACACGUUUCACUGGGCUCUGUAGACUAUGUGCUCUCCAACUGUGUUCCAGGGGUCCUAGGCCUACAGUGCAUUGGGUAAAUAUUCAGACCCCUUGACUUUCCACAUUUUGUUACAGCCUUAUUCUAAAAUUGAUUUUUUUUUAUCCUCAUCAAUCUACACACAAUACCCCAUAAUGACUAAGCAAACAGUUUUCUAUUGAUAAACUUAUGCAAAUUUGUAAAAAAUAAAAUAACUGAAGUUUCAUUUACAUAAUUAUUCAGACCCUUUACUCAGUACUUUGUUGAAGCACCUUUUGGCAGUGAUUACAGCCUUGCGUCAUCUUGGGUAUGACGCAAGGCUGUAUUUGGGGAGUUUAUCCCAUUCCUCUCUACAGAUCCUCUCAAGCUGUUUCAGGUCUCUAGAGAUGUUCGAUCGGGUUAAAGUCCGGGCUCUGGCUGGGCCACUCAAGGACAUUGAGAGGCUUGUCCCGAAGCCUCUCCUGCGUUGUCUUGGCUGUGUUCUUAGUGUCGUUGUCCUGUUGGAAGGUGACCCUUCACCCCAGUCUGAGGUCCUGAGCGCUCUGGAGCAGGUUUUCAUCAAGGAUCUCUCUGUACUUUGCUCCGUUUAUCUUUCCCUCAAUCCUGACUAGUCUCCCAGUCCCUGCUGCUGAAAAAAUCCCCACAGCAUGAUGCUGCCACCACCAUGCUUCACCGUAGGGAUGGUAUUGGCCAGGUGAUGAGCGGUGCCUGGUUUCCUUCAGAUGUGACGCUUGGCAUUCAGGCCAAAUCUUCGUUUCAUCAGACCAGAGAAUCUUUCUCCUGGUCUGAGUCCUUCAGGUGCCCUUUGGCAAACUCCAGGCGGGCUGUUAUGUGCCUUUUACUGAGGAGUGGCUUCUGUCUGGCCACUCUACCAUAAAGGCCUGAUUGGUGUAGUGCUGCAGAGGUGGUUGUCCUUCUGAAAGGUUCUCCCAUCUUCACAGAGGAACUCUGGAGCUCUGUCAGUGACCAUCGGGUUCUUGGUCACCUCCCUGAGCAAGGCCGUUCUCCCUCUAUUGCUCAGUUUGGCUGGGCGGCCAGCUCUAGGAAGAGUCUUGGUGGUUCCAAACUUCUUCCAUUUAAGAAUGAUGGAGGCCCUUCCCCAGAUCUGUGCCUCGACACAAUCCUGUCUCGGAGCUCUACAAACAAUUAUUUCGACCUCAUGGCUUGGUUUCUGCUCUGACAUGCACGGUCAACUGUGGGACCUUAUAUAGACCGGUGUGUGCCUUUUUCAAAUAAUAAAUAAUAAUAAUAUGCCAUUUAGCAGACGCUUUUAUCCAAAGCGACUUAGUCAUGCGUGCAUAGAUUUUUGUGUAUGGGUGGUCUCGGCAUCAUGUCCAAUCAAUUGAAUUUACUACAGGUGGACUCCAAGUUGUAGAAACAUCUAGGAUGAUCAAUGGGAACAGGAUGCACCUGAGCUCAAUUUCGAGUCUCAAAGCAAAAGGUCUGAAUACUUAUGUAAAUACACUUAUUUUAAUUUUUUUCACCUGUUCGCUUUGUCAUUAUGGGGAAUUGUGUGUUGCCUGGCUUGCUAGGUUGACAUUUACUUAAUUCAUUUUUAAACGGACGGCUUUAUUGGUGUUAAAAUAGUGUUAUUUGGAGCACCGGGCUGCUGAUGUCAUGCAGUCUUUCAUUUUGUGUAUACGCGUUUGAUGUCGGACAACAAAUGUCAAUGUUUCUACGACAAUUGUCUACAGACAUGUUGAUAGACGGACUGUAAACCAGCCUUAGACUGCACACACUGGGCAUCAUUCACAAGUGAUAAUAUUGUCAUCUAUCAGACUAUUCUCAAUUUAAUAUUGUCUUUACAUAUACUAAAUAAUGUGUAAAAUUUAGUUUUGAUUUAUAAUGGACCAUUAUCAUGCACCUGUCGGAACAGGGGCAUGGGGAAAAAUGCAUGUCAUCUAUGCACUUAAAUAGCGAAUGGCAGACGCUUUUACCGUGGUUCAUUUUCAUGCCAGCCAGGUAGGCUAUAUUCCUGUUGUAAAGCAUAGCAAUGUGCUUAAUAUUAGGAAAGUUGAUAAAUAAAUAUAGUAGGCCUAGCCUAUAGAAAGCUGAUGGGAUCCUCUUUUUAAGAGGCUGUCGACUGUUCUCACGCAAUUGCAUAGCCUAUAGAGAUGUUGCUCAUUAAGUGUUUGAUUUCAUUUUUGAUUGCAUUGGCAUUUGUCCGAGUGAUUUAGAGGGACAAUGGAGCGCUGAGUACCAGGCCAUUAUCGACUGGCAGUUAUCAAGUUUGGUAGGCUAUUAAUGACCGUCGGCAGCAUUAGAGCUCAGUUUUGGAGAAGCCUAGUUACCGUGACUAAACGGUUACGUGGAAUUUGACUAAUGGUCUUACCCACACACAGAAUGGCAAAAGUGCAUAAAGAUGGAGUAAUUCAGAAAUGACGUUCUUUUAGCACUACCCCCAGUUCUUAAACUACGGCACGCAUCAUGGUUGAAUGUGCCAGUAAAUCAGCACAAUCUACUUUUUCGUAUUUUCAAAUUGCUACCAUCUUGGAGCUAGAUGGCUUGCGAAAGUAUUCACUCCCCUUGCCAUUUUUCCUAUUUUGUUGCCUUACAACCAGGAAUUAAAAUGGAUUUUUGGGGGGUUUGUAUCAUUUGAUUUAUACAACAUGCCUACCACUUUGAAGAUGCAAAAUAUUUUUUAUUGUCUAGCCCCUGGGACUUUUGCCCGUUCUUCAAGGCAAAACUGCUCCAGCUCCUUCAAGUUGGAUGGUUCCACUGGUGUACAGCAAUCUUUAAGUCAUACCACAGAUUCUCAAUUGGAUUGAGGUCUGUGCUUUGAAUAGGCCAUUCCAAAACGUUUAAAUGUUUCCCCUUAAACCACUCAAGUGUUGCUUUAGCAGUAUGCUUAGGGUCAUUGUCCUGCUGGAAGGUGAACCUCUGUCCCAGUCUCAAAUCUCUGGAAGACUGAAACAGGUUUCUCAAGAAUUUCCCUGUAUUUAGUGCCAUCCAUCAUUCCUUCAAUUCUGACCAGUUUCCAGUCCCUGCCGAUGGGAAAAACAUACCCACAGCAUGAUGCUGCCACCACCAUGCUUCACUGUGGGGGAUGGUGUUCUCGGGGUGAUGAGAGGUGUUGGGUUUGCACCAGACAUAGCGUUUUCCUUGAUGGCCAAAAAGCUCAAUUGUAGUCGCAUCUAACUAGAGUACCUUCUUCCAUAUGUUUGGGGAGUCUCCCACAUGCCUUUUGGCGAACACCAAAUGUGUUUGCUUAUUUUUUUCUUUAAGCAAUGGCUUUUUUCUGGCCACUCUUCCGUAAAGCCCAGCUCUGUGGAGUGUACAGCUUAAAGUGGUCCUAUGGACAGAUACUCCAAUCUCCGCUGUGGAGCUUUGCAGUUCCUUCAGGGUUAUCUUUGGUCUCUUUGCCUCUCUGAUUAAUGCCCUUCUUGCCUGGUCUGUGAGUUUUGGUGGGCGGCCCUCUCUUGGCAGGUUUGUUGUGGUGCCAUAUUCUUUCAAUUUUUUAAUUAUGGAUUUAAUGAUGCUCCGUGGGAUGUUCAAAGUUUCUGAUAUUUUUUUAUAACCCAACCCUGAUCUGUACUUCUUCACAACUUUGUCCCUGACCUGUUUGGAGAGCUCCUUGGUCUUCAUGGUGCAGCUUGCUUGGUGGUGCCCCUUGCUUAGUGGUGUUGCAGACUCUGGGGCCUUUCAGAACGUGUGUAUAUAUACUGAGAUCAUGUGACACUUAGAUUGCACACAGGUGGACAUUAUUUAACUAAUUAUGUGACUUCUGGAGGUAAUUGGUUGCACCAGAUCUUAUUUAGGGGCUUCAUAGCAAAAGGGGGUGAAUACAUGCAUCACCACUUUUCCAUUAUUUAUUUUUUUAGAAUUUGAAACAAGUUUUUUUUCAUUUCACUUUACCAAUUUGGACUACUUUGUAUGUCCAUUGCAUGAAAUCCAAAUAAAAAUCCAUUUAAAUUACAGGUUGUAAUGCAACAAAAUAGGAAAAACGCCAAGGGGGUUCAAUACUUUUGCAAUGCUAAUGACGAUACAAAAAAAGUGUAACGGAGAGCAAUUUACAUUACAGCGAACUUAGCAAAUGAGUCAUUUGUGGUAAGUAAAUGGGGGCCCGCCAUCUUUAUGCAUGUCCGCUAUUACACAAUGACAGGUCUUCAUGUUGAUUUUGCUGUUCCAGGGAGUCUGACAUCACCAAGGAGAGGAUCCAGAAGAUUCUGGCAUCGGGUGCUAAUGUCAUCCUGACAACCGGGGGCAUCGAUGACAUGUGCCUCAAGUACUUUGUGGAUGUGGGUGCCAUGGCGAUCAGGAGGGUCCUCAAGAGGGACCUCAAACGCAUCGCCAAGGCAACGGGAGGUAAGCCACACACAUUUACUUUUUGAUAAAUGUGUCAAUUGUUAUCAGGUCAAGUUCUGAAACUGGCCUCGGUUAAUGCUCCUUUUUUUUCCUCAAUGAGUGAUCGAUACUAUUUUCCGAAAGCAGCAAUGUUUUUCAGUUAACUUGUGACCCAGUAUUUAGUAGUUUUUGUUCUGUUGUUCCUCAGCCACCAUCUGCCCAUCACUUUCUAACCUGGAGGGAGAGGAGACUUUUGAGACUACCAUGUUGGGCCACUGUGAGGAGGUGGUGCAGGAGCGUGUGUGUGACGACGAGCUCAUCCUGGUCAAAAAGUAAGAACAGGAGCUGAAGUCAUCUUAUUCUUAUUUACAGUGAUGUGGCGCUUAUCCAAAACCUUAUUACAUAUCUUUGAAAAUGUUUUGCUUUAGCACAUUACUUAUUUGUACUAUUUUUGUUUAUUUUCUUCCUCUUUUUGGCUUUCUCUCCUUGUUGCUAUUCUUGUCCCCAUCUUUCCCUUCACUCUCCCUCUUCCCUCUGUUCCUCUCUCAGUACCAAGGCCCGUACCUGCGCCUCUAUCAUCCUGCGUGGGGCCAAUGACUUUAUGUGUGACGAGAUGGAGCGGUCCCUGCAUGAUGCUCUGUGUGUGGUCAAAAGGGUGCUGGAGUCCAAGUCAGUUGUACCAGGGGGUGGUGCUGUGGAGGCAGCCCUGUCCAUCUACCUGGAGAACUAUGCCACUAGCAUGGUAAGGAAAUGGACCAUAGGAAUCACUGCUUCCUCAUCUCUCUUUCCUGAGAGCAUCUAGAUGGGAUCAGUGGGCUUUUGGAACCCACUCAAGUAAUUUUUUUCAUCUGGAAAACCCCUUUUUUCAAAAAAUUUAAGAUGUGGAUUGUCCUAAAUGACCAACAUGGGGGUAGAGCAGUUCUCUCAUAAACCUGUAGUGAAGACUAAAACCUCUCUGCGGAUCCUGUCGGAAGAAACCACUUGAUACACUAGUUAAUCUUUUAAAUUAGUUUAAUGACUAGGUUUUUUACUUUGGUCACAGGUGGCCAGUCUUAAAAAUAUUGUUUAGCGUGAUAUUCAAUUGUUAAUCUGUAAAUGUCUUGUCCGUUCCCAGGGUUCCCGUGAGCAGCUGGCCAUAGCAGAGUUUGCCCGCUCCCUCCUGGUCAUCCCCAAGACCCUCGCUGUGAACGCAGCUCAGGACUCCACCGACCUGGUCGCCAAGCUCAGAGCCUUCCACAAUGAGGCCCAGGUCAACCCCGAACGCAAGAACCUUAAAUGGUUAGUGUGCCACACAUCACUAGCUUUGAAUUUCAACAUAUGUUUGUGUUGAUCCCUGUCAAGUUGAGGUCACUUGCAGUCUUAAUUUUAGAAGAUUCCAUUAGAUUCUCUGGUACUUUUGUAUACUUUUUAGCCAGUAGUUCUGAAAGUAGUGCUCACGAGCCAAAAGUGGUUCCUGAAAAUUGUGUACUAUGUCACAUACGUGCACCACGUCAUUGUGCUCUCUCGCUCUGCUGUGUGUAUGAUGUGCAUUUUGCUAGUUGUCACUCAAAUGGCUAGGGGGCUGAAGCUCAUUGGUUGCUAGGGGGAUGGCCCACAUGGGGGAAAAUGGACAGCACAGCUUCCAGAAAAAGUUGCUUUCAAACUAGGGAUUUCGUGGCUAAUUGAGGUAAGACUAGACGCAGAUUUACAGACUGGCAAUUCAUGCAGCUUUUGUAUUCUGAUCAUAGUUUUGAUCAUGGAAAUCACAACUUGAUGGCAGUAGCUAACUAGCAAAGCUAAAGGGAUUGCAAACAGGUUAGCAUAACUUGAGCCCAACAUUUUUUUUUUUCUAAAUAAGCUAGCUGGCAAGCAUUUGAAGCCAGGCUAGGAACUUAUUUCCUCCGUUAAUGAAAAAAGGUGCCCCUCACUCCGAAAAUAUGUUUUCUGGAGACUUGUGGGCUGAGUGCUGAUUACGUCGCCCACUGUAUGUGCUUUUGGUAGCCUGAUUUGCGUCCAGACUGAGAAAUCCGCACACAAUGUGUCCCUGACCCACCUGAAGUGGUCAGCCAAAUUUGAACACAAUGGGACUUUUGUGCAUCUAGACCUGUCUUUUUAACGCAAUUUUCUGUAUUCUGAUAAAGUAGCAUGUGUCAAGUGUAGACACAGCCAUAGAUUAUACAUGUAUGAACCACACUGACACAUCCAGCCCAACGUGGGAAGUUUAAAAAAUACUUAGUAGCCAAAGUCCGGCUUAUUUCUUUAAGCUUGAGAUAAGGUUGAUCAAGUUUUGCCACAAGGAUGUGACAUUCCCAUUUUAAAUUUGCUGCUAGACUUGCUCAGUGGUGUAUGCAGUGAUAAGUGUAGUACAAAGCAUGCUGGCCCAGAGUAAAGACUGCAGCUUUUCCCUGAGCUGUAGUGCCACUACUCUGGGCUGGACAACAUUGAAUGGCGCAAUGGUGUGUGUUCCUUCUGUGUUGGUAUCAGUUCAUCACGGCUUAAAGGGAUACUGCGAGCAAUGCUACCGUACCUGUAGACUUCGUCAUUGCGCUAACGCUUGUUAGCAUUGGCUCGCGAAACUACCGCUAACGUCCUUCAUAAUGCAUGCAGAAACAAAAUGGUAUCUUUAAGUUUAUCUGAAUGCCAGAACCUCGCAAUAUCCCUUUAAUACAUGGUUGUGAACCCAUUGAGCUGCAGUUGUAGCAGUGCCUGCAGUUUCCAAUGUAGUAACUCUACAUUGAUGUUGGAUCUGUUUCUCAUCUCUAAACCUCUCCUCUCCCAUAAAGGAUUGGUCUGGACCUGGUGAACGGUAAGCCCCGUGACAACAAGCAGGCGGGAGUGUACGAACCCACUAUGGUUAAGACCAAGAGCCUCAAGUUCGCCACCGAGGCCGCCAUCACCAUCCUCCGUAUCGAUGACCUCAUCAAGUUGUUCCCAGACCAGAAGGAAGGCGGGCCUUCGUACCAGGAUGCCGUCGCAUCGGGACAGAUGGAUGGAUAAAGGUUCCGAAAUCUAUUAUCGGAAUGUUUCUUCGAUCCCAACUGUGGUUCUGGUCCGCUUGGCUUUAUCUAUUUAUACAUUUUCUUGGCUGUUCCGUCAGUGUCUGUCAUAGACUGUGCACUUAGCUUGUUUACUUUCCUGUAUUCCCAUGGGGCAACCUGUUACCGUGGGAACUGUAACUGAUUCUUUUGGACACUCACAAAUAAACCUGAUGGUUGUAGAUUACUGAUUUAACUCA
Coregonus sp. 'balchen' is the source of this 19157-nucleotide messenger RNA. Lineage: Eukaryota; Metazoa; Chordata; Actinopteri; Salmoniformes; Salmonidae. The record is from the annotation of a GenBank genome assembly.